GCCUGGCACUGCGGUUUCUUUUGUGUAUAAAUACUGAGCAGAUCGAAAGCAGAAGCAACGAGUUCACCAGAGUUGGCCGCCAUGACUAUGAGCCAGCCCCGGCUGUUCCCCAUUCUCCUGUUGCUCUGCAUCUCGCUCUCGUCCAUCCUUGCGCCUAGCGUCUCUUCAUCCCUCCUCUCCUUCGACAUCCACUUCGCGCAGUGGGGCUACGACCCACAGGAAGUACUCUUCCACCAGAUCAGCCCAAGAAACCUCAGCUCCCAUGGAAGCCGUGAACGCGACGUGUACACAGGCCACCAGGACAAGGCGGUGCUUCGCCGCAAGAAGAAGAACUUCGUGCCCAACACGUGCGACUGCUCAGGGUUGCAGCGGGUCCGGGGGGUAUUCAAGGGUUUUGGAUUUUUGAAUACCCGCUCUUUCAAUCCUGGAUCCGCCUUCGUGGACGGGCUCAUGUACGCGCGGCCGGCGCUGCUCCGGGACGCAGCCACCGGCGAGGUCGCGAGCUUCAAGAUGACGCUGUGCCUCAUCAAUGGCGUCCGCACCGGUUUGUUCCUGUUCCUGUUGCCCUACCCAUGGAAUCGCGAUGACGAAGUGGGGAUACAGGUUGGGCUCGACAGCAACAGCACGGGGAUGGACGGACCCAGCCUCGGCGGCAGUGACCCAGUUGUGUGCGCCCACGUCCACUACGACGGCGAGGAGGAGGUGCUCAAGGCCAACAUCCGGGUCGGCGACCGGUGCUGCCUGUACGUGAGGAGAAUUGAGCGGGGACGCAUGCCCAACAAGGCGGCCGUCGGUUUCGCCUCGACGAACGCCGGCGACCCGAUCAAGCUGGGAAACGUUCUUACCUGGGCGUUCCACUCCACGCUGGAGCCGAAGAAGAAGCAUCAGGAUCCCCCGCGUUUGCGGCCGCCUGGUGCGGCCACCGGUGCUGACGAGGGCUCCUCGGGGGAGCAGCAGGUCCGCUUGGAUCCCUGGAAUCGCAACGCCGAGCUGAAUUUCCGGUAUCGGCGGAAUUGGCAGCAGAAUUGGCAGCUGACGUGCAGCAUCAGCGUGUCUCUGAGCUAUGGAAACGCCAAUGAAGGCAUGGACUAGAUAGAAUUCAGACCAAACUCUAUUUUGUGUAAUAUAUUGCUAUAUUUUGCCUUCGGCCUGGGGCGUUCGAUCCCCUCGCUAGCCAGUACUGUAGUUGUUAUCUAUGUCUAUCUAUAUUUAUUUUAUGAACUUAUUCUUGAUGCGGCUCUU
Messenger RNA from Panicum virgatum (switchgrass), 1242 nucleotides. RefSeq lists its product as uncharacterized. The coding region runs from base 82 to 1092 and encodes 336 amino acids. Lineage: Eukaryota; Viridiplantae; Streptophyta; Magnoliopsida; Poales; Poaceae. The transcript is spliced from 2 exons. The record is from RefSeq and is a predicted model, not a curated record.